CAUGUCCUCAUCAUGGCCUCCCUCUGGCGGCUUCUUGCCCUCGGGCUCAGCCUAGGACUCGCCGCUGCUCAGUCUAUCAAGCCUAUCGACUCUCGUGGCUCCCUGCAGGUCGGAAGCCCGCUGUACUCGCUCAACCUCAGCCCUGAGCCACUGCCGGGCAGAAAAGACCUGCAUCUCUUCCCGUCUACACCUGAUCUCUACGUCUUGGACCAGUCUAUAAAGAUGUUUUUUCAGGAACUUCACAUAUCAGGACGGCUGGUGACCGUGAGCCCUCGCAACGCCAACAAGCUCAAGGCAGGCGACAUUGCAUAUCUCUCAUGCGAUCCAGACGAUUACCCGGCACAGUCGAUGCAGGAAAACCCCCAGCCACCCAGGCCGCACGGUGGAGACCCGAAGAACAAUGGCGUUGAGACCACUCGUAACACGGCAAUGAUCAUCCUCUAUGCCGUCACCGGCAUUAUCACUAUCUUGUUCCUGGCCGUCAUCCUAACCGGUGCGAUUCGGGCACACAGGCAUCCGGACCGGUACGGACCGCGUAACAUUCCGGGUCGCGCGAGGCAGAGUCGUGCAAAGGGCAUUGCCAGAGCGGUGCUAGAUACCCUGCCCAUCGUCAAGUUUGGAGAGGACAGAGAGCGUCCGAAACAGCAUGAUGUCGAACUGGCGGAUGGGCAGAUUCGUGAACUUGACCACGAACAUGCUCCUGCUCAAGCUCAUACUCCCGCAGUAGAGAGCUCUGAUCCCAGUGCUGAUGCCGAUGUCCCUGUCACGGCCACGACCGAUGCAUCGGAACAGCACCAGCCCCGUGCUGCCUCUCCGUCUGCAUCUGCUGCUGGUUCUGCUGCUGGUUCUGCUGCCUCUGAACGAGAGCCGUCCACCACCUGUCCCAUCUGCACGGAUGAGUUCGUUCGCGGCCAGGACGUUCGUCUCCUACCAUGUAACCACUCCUUUCACCCAGAGUGCGUUGAUCCAUGGCUGGUAGAUGUCUCCGGCACUUGUCCACUAUGGUACGUCUUUGAAUCAUCCGUCUCCUAUGCUUCCAUGCUAACCAAAGCAGUCGAAUCAAUCUCAACCCGGAAAAUGAGCAAGAGCGGGAACACACUGAAACCAUCACCGGUAUCGAAGGAGAUCCUGACAUUGAUGGCAGAGAGCGCGGUGCUCCCCACACGAUGGCUGGCAGCACAUCUCCCGAAGCUGAGGGCGAAGGCGCUGCGGCUGACGGUACAAACGAAGGCACCUCACAUCUUCAGCACGCUCGUAUCCUCCGAUCACGACAGGCAAACGCCGAUGAGAGACGACGCAAUCGUCUUUCGGCGCGGUUCGUUGAACGGUUCCGCAUUCGCACUCGACCACAUGGCGAGGCUGACGGGAGCAACAGUACUUGAUCUACUUUUUGGGCUUGUUUCAUCUCAUAUAUUUCCUUUCGUUUACAGGCGUCCGGGCGUUCAGUGCGGGAGAUAUUAA
This is a messenger RNA of Microsporum canis CBS 113480, 1461 nucleotides long. RefSeq names its product RING-7 protein. The coding region runs from base 13 to 1461 and encodes 482 amino acids. Lineage: Eukaryota; Fungi; Ascomycota; Eurotiomycetes; Onygenales; Arthrodermataceae. The transcript is spliced from 3 exons. The record is from RefSeq and is a predicted model, not a curated record.